This is a messenger RNA of Penicilliopsis zonata CBS 506.65, 1406 nucleotides long. RefSeq lists its product as hypothetical. Bases 371 to 1162 code for a protein of 263 amino acids. The transcript is spliced from 3 exons. NCBI's taxonomy places the organism in Eukaryota, Fungi, Ascomycota, Eurotiomycetes, Eurotiales, Aspergillaceae. The record is from RefSeq and is a predicted model, not a curated record.
AUAAUUCUCUAGAGAUGACAAAAUUGCAGGAAUCACACCUCCGAGGACUCGCCUGGGUUCAAAAGACUUUCGGCCUGGAGCCUCGAUGGACUCUUGGGCCUGAGAUUGAGGCUAUUUAGCAGACCAUACAGUCACUCUGGCCGUCAAGCACAGCUACAGUGACUUUCCUAGGCCAGGGCGCCUUCAACAAGAUCUACGAUGUGAAAAUAGACAACCGAAUCUUCAUCAUGCGGAUCUCAUUGCCCGUCGACCCGUACCACAAAACUAUGAGCGAAGUUGCGACACUGGACUGGAUCUCCCGCACUACAAGUAUCCCUGUUCCACAAGUGAUCACUUACCAAUCUUCUCGAGAUAACCCGAUCGGAUUUGAAUGGAUUCUAAUGACCAAAAUGCCUGGGAAGACCCUGGGAGACAGCUGGAAGUCUCUCUCUUUUUUAUGCUAAAUCAAAUUUGGUCAGAGAGAUUGCGGCAUACUCCGCUUGUCUUUUCCGAAACCAACUACGAGGAAUCGGAAAUAUCUACGGGGCAUCAUCUGGCGUGGGCAGGAUUGUUUCCAUGCACUUCUUCUGGGGCCCGCAUAUCCUUCAGGAUGUUCAUCGAGCUCCAUUUCGCUCUAACAAGGACUGGAUCACAUCUCGCCUCUUGCUUAGUGAAAGCGACUGCCAUGCGGUUUUGGGAGAUCUCAACAGCAACGAUGAAGACGAAGUCGAUGAUGCAACGAGAACAUUACAAAUCAUCGAGAAACUUCAAUCCCUCCUUCCACUGUUUUUUCCAUCCGGUGAUGAGCAUGCAGAAAAAUAUCCUUGUUCAGAGUGGCGGAGAGCUGGCAGGCGUUCUAGACUGGGAGUGCGUUUCUGCCCUUCCGUUAUGGAAGGCCUGUGACUACCCUGCCUUCCUUCAGGAGUCGCCACGACGCCUGGAGCCCGACCCGAGAAGAUAUGACCGUGAAGCGAAUGGGGAACUUGCCGACCUCUACUGGGAGCAUCGAUGGGAGUAUGAGGUCACUCUCCUUCGCGAGAUAUUUGUUGAUGAGAUGAAACGACUUGAGCCCGGGUGGGUGGAUGUCUUCAACAAGAGCCAUCGUCAGAGAGACUUUGACAUUGCAGUAGAGAACUGCGACAAUGAAUUCGUUGCCCGCCAUAUACUUGCAUGGAUCAACUAAACAACGGGUUGACUGGCUAAUGAUUAAUUCCUAGGGAGAUACUAUUGUUAGCACUUUCCAGUGCUACACUGCAUUCAGCCAUGCCUAUCCAUAACCUCCAUAUGAAGAGCGCAUAAGUGCCCUCAUGGCAACACCAACCAUAAGCUUUCUCAAAUACUAACUAUAAUAGCUAUGGCUAUAUAUAUAUAGUCUAUAUCCUAACUUAUAUAUCAAGCUUAUUAAAUGGGUGAGUUAUAUGCCUGGC